CUCGCCGCCGCCGCCGCCACCGCGACCACCGAUCUCUCCGGCCAACAGUUUCCUCGAGUUGCUAGAAACCCCUGCUUGCAUGUAAGAAUUCUGUGCUCCAUUCCCAGCUGUUUAGUUUGCUUUCGUUGUUUCAAAUUCAUAAUUUUCACUCAACGGUGCGACUGCUCCAUGGUAUUGUUGGUUCUCAAUUCGUGCCUUCGCACAGUGCAAAAAAUCUGUGUUUGACCCACAGUUCCAAUUAACUUCAUCCAUUUCCAUGUCAAAGAAAGUUUGAAGCUUGAGCUCGUUUCAGUUUAUCAUUUCCCGCGUUCUGUUAGAUACUAUUGUAUUCAUGAUAAAGAUCGAAGCUUUCAUAUGCAAGUUUGAGAUUUCUUGUGCUCCAUGUAAAUAGAAAGUUAAUGUUGAUGAACUGUUUAGAGUGGCACAUUGACUUUGGUGUGUCCUGAGAAGCGUGACAGUGUAUUUGGCCUGCUUUAAGGAUACUGCAAUUGCUUUAUUGUUUCCCUGUUUUCUCUUGUUUGAUGUAGCCUUCUAGCCAGUUAGUUCGUGGAUUGAGGCUGCACAUUCACCAUUUCCUUGUGUCGUUGGGAUGAAUACAACAACUUACUUACAGCCCAAUUUCGUCAACUUGAAAAGGCUAAAUGCUCCUGGCCUAAAGUUUGGAAGACUACUGAACUCGGUGAAGAUCAGGUCUUGCUUGUCAGAGAUAGCAUCGUCCACCAGCGAGGAGCAUGGUGAUAAGAGUUUGCCGUUGGUGAAAAUGUGUGGGAUAACAUCGGCUAGAGAUGCUGCCAUUGCUGCAGAAGCUGGGGCUGAUUUCAUUGGGAUGAUCAUAUGGCCAAACUCCAAGCGCUCCAUUCCACUUUCAGUCGCAAAAGAAGUUUCGAAAGCUGCUAGGGAAAAUGGAGCGAAGCCUGUCGGUGUAUUCGUUGAUGAUAAUGCAGAUACUAUAAGGCGAGCUGCAGAAGUAGCUGAUCUUGAAUUUGUACAGCUUCAUGGGACUGGUUCAAGGGCGGCUCUCCAACAAUUAGUACAAGAUACCCAGAUAGUCUAUGUUCUUCAUGCAAACAAGGACGGAGAGCUUCUGAAUCAAGUCUCGGAUGAAGAAAGUUCGUUGGUUGAUUGGAUUCUCUUUGACAGUGCAACUGGUGGCAGUGGAACGGGAUUCAACUGGGCUCAGUUUAAGUUACCACCAAUCAGGAGCAAGCAUGGUUGGCUCUUAGCAGGAGGGAUCAACCCUGAAAACGUUUGUGAAGCUUUGACCACCCUUAAGCCUCAUGGUAUAGAUGUUAGCAGUGGCAUUUGCGGCUCAGAUGGGAUAAAUAAGGAUCCAUCGAGAAUCGCCUCGUUCAUGACUGCUGUACGUUCUGUACGCUAUUGAUCCUAACAUGAAAGCAAAAAUAUGCCUGAAACACAAUGCAGGCAGUGUUGCAGCAUACUGUUGUAUUCGUCAUUUUAUUUGCUCGUAAUUCGAGUUGAAGAAAUCGUAUUAUCUCGU
Messenger RNA from Linum trigynum, 1498 nucleotides. NCBI's taxonomy places the organism in Eukaryota, Viridiplantae, Streptophyta, Magnoliopsida, Malpighiales, Linaceae. The record is from the annotation of a GenBank genome assembly.